Lonchura striata (white-rumped munia) is the source of this 582-nucleotide messenger RNA. The record is from RefSeq and is a predicted model, not a curated record. NCBI's taxonomy places the organism in Eukaryota, Metazoa, Chordata, Aves, Passeriformes, Estrildidae.
AUGCCCCCAGCCUCCCCGUGGUGUCCCCAGCCUCGUAGUGAUGCCACCCUCAGGGGAUGCCCCCAACCCCAUUUCCAUGCCCCUGACCCCGAGCUGGUGACCCCAGUCCCACUUCGGGGCCCCCAACCACAGGUGCCCGGGGGCUGUGCCAACCUGCUGCAGCUGAUGUACCAGGAGCCUGCCCGCUGGUCCUACACCUUCCAGACCUUCUCGUGCCUCAGUCGCCUCCGGGCCGCGCUGGAGGCGCCGGGCGAGGCCGGGGGCACCCCUGGGAGCCCCGUCAGGGUCUUCGAGCGCUCCGUGUUCAGUGACAGGUACGUGUUUGCCCGGCAGCUCUUCGCGGCCGGGCACCUGCGGCCGCUGGAGUGGGCGCUGUACCAGCAGAGCCACGACGCGCUGCUGGCACACCUGGGGCACCGCGCCGCCCCCCACGCCUUCCUCUACCUGCGCGCCGCGCCCCAGACGUGCCUGGAGCGGCUGCGGCGGCGGGCGAGGAGCGAGGAGAGCGGGGUCCAGCUGGGCUACCUGCAGCAGCUCCACGGCCAGCACGACCUCUGGCUGCUGGCCAGGGCCACCGAGUGA